This is a messenger RNA of Corylus avellana, 1956 nucleotides long. NCBI's taxonomy places the organism in Eukaryota, Viridiplantae, Streptophyta, Magnoliopsida, Fagales, Betulaceae. The record is from RefSeq and is a predicted model, not a curated record.
UGUACGUGAGAUAUAUGAUGGCCAACUGUUCAUAAAGUUAAAGAAGGGUUUGGAUUUACCUGCCAUGGAUCCGUGGGGAACAAGUGAUCCAUAUGUGGUCAUGCAAAUAUUGGAUGGACAGGUUGCCAAAAGCAAGGUCAAAUGGGGGACAAAAGAGCCUACAUGGAAUGAAGACUUCACUUUUAAUAUCAAGCAGCCUCCAACAAAACUUCUCCAAGUUGCAGCUUGGGAUGCAAACCUUGUUACUCCACAUAAGCGCAUGGGUAAUGCAGGCAUUAGUCUGGAUUGCCUCUGUGAUGGCAAUUCACAUGAAAUAAUAGUGGAGUUGGAAGGAAUUGGUGGUGGUGGAAAGAUACAGCUGGAGGUUAAGUACAAAACUUUUGAUGAAAUUGAUGAGGAUAAAAAAUGGUGGAAGGUCCCUUUUGUUCUGGAAUUUCUUCGGAAACAAGGUUUUGAGUCUGCUCUGAAAAUGGUUGUGGGCUCUGAGUCUGUACAAGCAAGUCAGUUCGUAAAAUAUGCUUUUGGGCAAUUGAAGGCAUUCAAUGACGCAAAGCUUUGGAAGGGUCAGUUUUCAAGUAUUGACAAGUAUGACUCAGGAGAACUGGGGAAAGUAAAUGAUUCUAUCGUGUCAGACAUGGCUUCACAAAUGGAUAACGAUUCAGAAGGAUCUUUUAAUGGCACAGGCUACAACGAAGAGAGCAAAUUAGAGGAUUUUCGUGCAGAUAAUGGUGGUAUGGAGAAUGGAGAUGCCUUGGAACCAGUGACUCCAGUUGGCAAUUCGGUGCAUUCAGAUAAACUUUUUUGGAGGGACUUUGCUGAUGUUAUCAAUCAAAAUGUUGUUCAGAAACUUGGUAUCUCUGUUCCUGAGACACUAAAGUGGGAUGGAUUUGACUUAUUAAGUAGAAUUGGCUUACAGUCACAAAAAAUUGCCGAAGCAGGUUAUAUUGAAUCAGGGCUUGCAACUUCAGAAGGUCCAGAUAGUGAGAUUGAUAAAAAAAUUGGCUCACUUGGCAUUAGCGCAAUUCAGUCUUCAAUACCAGAUAUUAAAAAAUUGACACAGGAUAUAACGAGGCAAACUGAUUCUGUUUUAGGGGCAUUAAUGCUUCUUAAUGCAACAGUUUCUCAAUUAAAGAAGGAUGGACGUCCUCAAGGAAAGAGUGAAACAAAAGAAGAGGCUUUUACCAAACUGGAAGAUAAUAAUGAAGUAGGAUAUUCCGAAAGUGAGAAGCUUUCCAGCUCAAGCAAUGGGUCAGUGGUGGAUGAAAAGAGAGCUGAGGAGAUGAAAGCACUUUUUUUAACUGCAGAAAGUGCCAUGGAAGCUUGGGCAAUGCUUGCCACUUCACUGGGCCAUCCUAGUUUUAUUAAGUCUGAGUUUGAGAAAAUAUGUUUCUUAGACAAUGCAUCCACAGACACACAGGUUGCUAUUUGGCGUGAUUCUGCAAGGAGAAGAUUAGUAGUCGCUUUCAGAGGAACAGAACAAGCACGAUGGAAGGACUUGAGAACUGAUCUGAUGCUUGUUCCUGCUGGGCUAAAUCCUGAAAGGAUAGGUGGAGACUUCAAGCAAGAAAUUCAAGUUCACAGUGGUUUUCUAAGUGCAUAUGAUUCGGUCAGGACAAGGAUAAUUUCUCUAAUUAAACUUGCAAUUGGUUGUAUGCGUGGGGCAAUCUUUGUGACUAUGUAUAACUUUGGCUCUCCUAGAGUUGGUAACAAAAAAUUUGCAGAACUUUAUAACGAGUACUUACAUUUGCAGAAAGUUAAAGAUAGCUGGCGAGUCAUAAACCACAGAGAUAUUAUACCAACAGUCCCCCGCUUGAUGGGUUAUUGCCAUGUAGCUCAACCUGUUUAUCUAGCUGCUGGAGAUCUAACAGAAGCCCUGGUAGCGGUAGGUAGUUUGUUUUGGUCUAUAUACUGGCCAAUUAUUAUUUUUCUUUAGAGUUUUAUAAUGUAUAGAAAACA